This is a messenger RNA of Orbicella faveolata, 1417 nucleotides long. RefSeq names its product helicase with zinc finger domain 2-like. Lineage: Eukaryota; Metazoa; Cnidaria; Anthozoa; Scleractinia; Merulinidae. The record is from RefSeq and is a predicted model, not a curated record.
GUUGCUUCGGAUAUUAAAGUGGCGCGCUUUUUGUACUUCAUCUAAAUAGUAGAUUAAAAAGAAAUAAAAUAAAAAUAAUAAUAGCAAACGCCCCUCGUUUUUGUGAAUGAUAAAAUGACAAUUGAACUCGGCUAUCAUAAAAUAUCAUGCUUUGAUAUUUUGCAGAUCAAUGUCUUCCCGGUCUUCUGUCAGCUCUGUAACAUUACCAUUCUAUUCGUUCCCUAAAAACACACAACACAUAUGUUAAAGGAUUUUUUCUGGUAUUUGUUUUCUAAUUUAAUUUACGUUUUCAGGCGAAUGAUCCAAACUUUGGUAGAUCUGCCAUCGAAGGGCAUGCGACUUGCUCAUGACAUCUGCCUGGGUAAUGCUACUCGAUUGCAAGGUCUUCAUAUUCGUUUACCGGCUGACAACCUCUCAGUUGCUGCUCAUGUCGAUGAAUGUUACCUACAAAGACUGAACACUAACCAAGAGACGGCUGUCAAAAGAUCCCUUCGAGGACGCUUUACUCUCAUUCAAGGACCACCCGGAACUGGGAAAACGAUCACUGGAGUUCACAUCGCCUACUGGUUUGCUGAAAUGAACAGACGGAAUACUCCACCUGACCGAACUACCCCAGCCGAAGAAAUACCCGAGAAAGCUCCCCCACAAGUUUUGUACUGUGGGCCUUCAAACAAAUCUGUGGAUGUCGUCGCAGAGUAUUUGAUGAGAAUCAAAGGCAUUAAGAUCCUUCGAGUGUACGGAAAUUUCAUCGAGCAGAAAAGGUUUCCCAUACCAAACCAAAUACAGCCAACUCGUCCAAUUGCCAGCGAGCAAGAAUUGAGGGUACCUGAGAACUUGAAAAAAAUCGCGUUACAUUACGUGAUCAGAGACAAGGAAACGUCACCGUAUGCAGACAAUCUGAGGCGCCUCGAAAAACGUUUUGCAGCAAAGAAGAAAAAGAAGAAGAAAGUGGAGGAGGAGUUAGUCCAAGAGUACCUGGCGAUCAUUUUUCCCGUAGGCAGUGAAUGCGAUUUUGUGAUCAUAUCUUUGGUCCGAUCGUUACCAGACUCCCAGAUAAACCACGAGCCUGACGGCGGGUGGCUUAAAGAGCACCUGGGAUUUGUAACGGAUGAGCAUCAAAUCAAUGUUGCUCUGACCAGAGCGAAACGAGGACUUGUUAUUAUCGGUAACAAGAAUUUGCUUGAGGUUUGUGAAAUGUGGAGCUAUCUUAUUGAUCAUUAUCAAAUGAAAGCAUGCUUCGUAGAGAGUGGAGGCUGGCCUUGAAUUUAACUACCCGCCUGCAUUCAAGUAGAAUUGAAAAUGGCCACUACCUUCUGAAAAGAGGAAUUACCAGUCGGGACUAAACGUCGUUUAUAUCCUGUAUUAGUAUCACCCAACUAGUGGACUAAUGCAAAUCCUGCAUUUUGAUUGGCUACGC